UGCCGCUAAUUAUUGUAAAGGGAGGAGCUAUCGUUUUUAGCUCCUCCUUUUCCUCAGCCCCGAGGCGGCCAGCUCUGUUCACUGGGUGUUGUAUGGUCCGCAGCACACGGUCGGGAAGAUGCGGUUCAGAGUGUUCGGUGUUCGUAUAGCGUUCAUUGUCGGACUCGGCUGCGUGGUGCUGUUGCUGCAGAUGCUGGCGGUCAGUCAGUUGAGCAGUCAGCAGAGCGCCGGCAGAGACGUCUUUCUGGAGGAGCAGGCCACCCCACACUCGCCCUCCCUGCACAACAAACUGCCACCAGUGGACCACAACAGACCACCUCAACCGCAUGUGAACCAGUACGAGGAGAAGGACGACGCCGGCGGACAAGUAAGGGACGGUCAUCGCGAUCGCGUAGUCAGACACAUGCAGCAGCUACAGAACAACACGCACGUCUCACCUGACUUACAGAGGAGAAACGGUGCUGCCAAUGUCCCGGACGCAGUUUGGCAAGACGGCGGCAAACUCACCACCACCACAGCCACAUCUGAAACAAGCACGUCUCUCUCGCAACAAAACAAAGCAAAGUUUGAAAACGUGAAACCGUUUCCCGUACCCGCCGAGCACCACAACUGCAACGUCGACGAAAAGAAAGACGCUCUGUCGGCCAUUUCUCGUGCCUCGAGCGACGAAUGCAAGGAACUGCUGCACAACGUGACGUGCAUGCAGAUGGCCGGUCUCCUCUACGACACAAACAUAAAGAGGGAGUGUUGGGUGAAAGACUCGGGGAGAAAUUUCAUGGCAAAAUCGCUGAAUGAUGUCUCGGGUGGUGCAAGAAUUGUGUUUCUGUUGUCGCUGCACGGGAGGGCGUUUCGCCAGGUGAAAAGACUGUUUAAGGCAAUCUAUCACAAAGACCACUACUUCUUCAUUCACGUUGAUUCAAGGUCAGACUACUUGCACCGGAAUCUCUACGAGACUUUCUCAGAUUUUCCAAACGUCUAUUUCCCGACGUGGAGGAUCGCCACCAUAUGGGGCGGAGCCUCAUUGCUACAGAUGCUACUGAGAGCUCUGGAGGACCUCGAAUACAUCCUCACCGGCUGGCGGUGGGAUUACUUCAUCAAUCUCAGCGAGUCAGACUACCCUCUCAGGGCCAAUGGUGACCUGGCGAGAUUUCUGAAGGCACACAAUGGGGACAACUUUGUCAAGACUCACGGAGCCGACAUAAACAAGUUCAUACAGAAGCAGGGACUGGACCGUACAUUUGUGGAGUGUGACAAUCACAUGUGGCGAGUGGACAACCGGAGACUGCCGGGAGACAUCACGGUGGACGGUGGGAGCGACUGGAUCGCAAUACACCGCAACUACUCUCGCUACCUGGUCACCGAUCAAUCAGACUUUCUCACCGGGAUCAAGAGAUACUACGAGUUCUCUCUCUUGCCUGCCGAGUCGUUCUUCCACACGGUGCUGCGUAACGGACCGAUGUGCCACAGGUUUGUCAAGACCAACCUCCGCAUCACCAACUGGAACAGGAAGCUGGGCUGUCGCUGUCAGUACAAGCACGUCGUGGACUGGUGCGGCUGCUCCCCAAACGACUUCCUUACCAAAGACAUCGGAAGACUUCAGUCUCCCGGAGAUCACAACUUCUUUGCGAGAAAGUUUGAGGCAAUAGUGAGCCAGGACGUCAUCAACAAGCUGGACCUCUACCUCUACGGAGCCUCUCCCGAAGGCACUCCAGCCGUCGAGUCAUUCUGGGAGAACGUAUUCCACGUGGAAGACGACGUCAACUUUCCUUACAAUGCCAGGUUCAGUACCUACCAGUCGCUCCUCCGACUGGCGCUGGCAAAGCUUUACUCGGACUCAAAGACACUGGGUGGCGUUGUUGAUGGUGUGUGCGAGGUGCCUCGGCAAGCGGUGGUAAAGGAAGUGAGUGUUCUGAUGGUGAGCGAUUCAUUCAAGGGGCUCGUGGUGACCCUGAGAGACGCCAUGUCCGAUCGUCUCUCGCCGGCCGAGUUUGAGAUCCUCUUCACUCCACUCAGCUACCUGCAGAAGUACUCACCAAAUGACGAGGUGGCAAAUAGAGUGUACAGUUUCGAGGUCGGUUCAGACUGGGAUGGGAAGGAGAGCAUAUUCAGAAACUACGGCGGUAUUCUGGGAGCCUGGGACGACCCCGUGGUCGCAAUCCGUCUCAACCCAGGUAAGGUCGGGCAGCUCAAUAUUGUUUGGGACGACCCAACCGGGUCUCGAGUCAAGACUCAGAACGUCAAAGUCGAAUCUGGUUGGUUCGUGACUUUUCACAAACUCAAGUUCGAUCGACCGAUUCGCCCCGGCGUCUGGAGCGCCAGACUGGAGCUAGUAGACGGUACUGCGGUAAUGGAGACACAGUUUCUCGUCGUGCCUCUAACCCACGAGCGAAUGAAGCCGUUGGGAAACCCGCCGUCUGUCAACGCAGCACGGACGAGUAGCUCCCCGCAGUCGCCCGUUUCCGAGACGCAAGAUUUCUUAGAGUGGAAAGAAAACGUGCUCAAGACGGGCGAGAGCCUGGAGGAAUGGCUCGACAAGUUAGUCGCCGACUUUUGGAAGAUGGAGGGCCUGUGCAGGACAGACGCCGACAGAGACGGCUGUAGUUUCAUUAGGGACUGUGCACACAUGGAGUGGAGUACAUUUUCUCCAGACCCAAAAUCGGAAUUGGGAGACGUGAAUCAGGACGGACGACUUAGGUGAUAUAUUAUAUCAUUGUUACCCUCUGUCAAUUAUCUUUUCUUCUUCUCUCCUAUGUAUUAGUUUUACAAUUCGCAUCACUAUAAUUAUAUGUCCAUUAAAUGUGAUCAGUUUGUCCUAUGUGCACAAGUAAAGGCUAACGUGAGAUGCUAUAUACACAAUAUUAAUUGUUGACAAUUAUAGCGCAAAAUGGUUACAAAAUCAGCAUGUAUAAUUAUUAGCAUACAAGUAAAGUCAGCAUGUGUGUGUGAA
This is a messenger RNA of Geodia barretti, 2947 nucleotides long. NCBI's taxonomy places the organism in Eukaryota, Metazoa, Porifera, Demospongiae, Tetractinellida, Geodiidae. The record is from the annotation of a GenBank genome assembly.